This is a messenger RNA of Pochonia chlamydosporia 170, 1386 nucleotides long. Its product is annotated as Na/H antiporter. Gene Ontology annotation, cellular component: plasma membrane. Gene Ontology annotation, biological process: proton export across plasma membrane; regulation of membrane potential; sodium ion export across plasma membrane. The record is from RefSeq and is a predicted model, not a curated record. Gene Ontology annotation, molecular function: sodium:proton antiporter activity. Bases 1 to 1386 code for a protein of 461 amino acids. Lineage: Eukaryota; Fungi; Ascomycota; Sordariomycetes; Hypocreales; Clavicipitaceae. The transcript has 3 exons.
AUGACAUGCAUGUGGAUGGCAACAAGUCUCCUGGUUUGGGGCCUUGUUGAAACGCCUAGUUUCUUACAUGCCCUUGCUGUCGGAGCCUGCGUCACGCCAACCGAUCCUGUCCUAUCCGCCGUCAUCGUCAAGGGCAAGUUUGCGGAUCACAACAUCCCCAAGGACUUGCAGGAUCUGAUUGUUGCCGAGUCCGGAGCCAACGACGGUCUGGGUUACCCGUUCUUAUUUUUUGCCCUCUACUUAAUCAAGCUUAUGGUUCGCGUUUACGUGGGGAUACACCAUUAUCCUGAGCAUCAUUUACGGCGCGGUCGUGGGCUGAUUGCCAAAGAACUGCUCCACUUUGCUGAAGAUCGCAACUACGUGGACCGUGAAAGUUUCCUCGUGUUUGCUAUUGCUUUGGCUUUAUUUGUUCUGGGGACAUGUGGCAUGAUUGGCACUGACGACGUGUUGGCAUGCUUCAUCGCAGGAAACACAUUCACUUGGGACGACUGGUUCCGCCUCCAAACAAAGGACGACUCUCUACAGCCCACGGUCGAUAUGCUCCUUAAUGUGAGCAUCUUUCUAUGGUACGGCGCCUACCUCCCCUGGGAGACAUUUGCCAACAAUCCCAUCGUCCCUUUGAGUAGGUUGGUUCCCUUGGGUCUGUUAGUGCUUAUUUUACGACGUCUUCCAUGGGUUUUUGGUAUGCAUGCAUGGAUUCCUCAGAUUCGCCAAAUUCGACAGGCCAUCUUUGUAGGCUUCUUCGGUCCGAUUGGAGUGUCGGCAAUUUUCUACCUCUUUAUUAGUAUUGAGUUUAUUGAGGAGCAUAUGAGCGACGAGAAUGGCGUCCCUAGAGAAGAUGUCAAGGAUCUUGCAGAGACCAUUAGAAUCGUUGUUUGGUUCCUUGCUGUAUGCAGCAUUGUGGUUCAUGGCUUGAGUAUUCCACUUGGAAGACUCGGUUAUCUAGCACCCAGGAUUCAUCGCGUUCUCAGCGAGAAUUUCAGUGAGACAUUCAGCAACCAAAAUUCCAUCGAAAAUGGCAGGAAAGUUCCCAUGAUAGGAAGAUUAUUCUCACCUGCCCCUCAAGAUCCCGAAGCGAACCUUGCAGCCCGUGUUCGCCAGGGUUCUGCUCCAAUCACCCGAACUGGACGAGGAGCUUUGCCCUCUAGGAUCACAGAGCGGUACCAAGCGUCUCGAGGUAAUAACACUUGGGGCUCAGACGGGGAUGAGGCCUCUGAAAGUGCCGAUGCUCGGGCGGGUGCUGAGGACAAAGCCGGAGGACUGUGGACUUGGACGCCUGCGAGAAGUGCGAGGAGAGAGAUAUUAUUCCUUGACGAGGUGACAAGGGGUACCGAUCCAAGAGAUAGAGGUCCGCCGCCCAAUUCGCCUCCCAAAGGGGUGGAUUAG